AUGGCCUGUGUGUUAUUCCAGAAAAAGAAGGAACAGCCAUCUUUAAAAACCUAUCAGAAGAUUCCUGGAAUAAAUGGUGGAAUAAAUGGUGGAAUUAAUGGUGGAAUAAAUGAUACAAUAAAUGAUAGAAUAAAUGGCGAAAUAAAUGAUGGAAUAAAUGGUGAAAUAAAUGAUAUAAUAAAUGGUAGAAUAAAUGAUAGAAUAAAUGGUGGAAUAAAUGAUAGAAUAAAUGGUAGAAUAAAUGGUAGAAUAAAUGAUAGAAUAAAUGAUAGAAUAAAUGGUAGAAUAAAUGAUAGAAUAAAUGAUAGAAUAAAUGGUAGAAUAAAUGAUGGAAUAAAUGAUAGAAUAAAUGAUGGAAUAAAUGAUAGAAUAAAUGACAGAAUAAAUGACCAAAUAAAUGAUAUAAUAAAUGGUAGAAUAAAUGAUAGAAUAAAUGAUAGAAUAAAUGGUGGAAUAAAUGAUGGAAUAAAUGAUAGAAUAAAUGAUACAAUAAAUGAUACAAUAAAUGAUGGAAUAAAUGAUAGAAUAAAUGACAGAAUAAAUGAUAGAAUAACUGAUGGAAUAAAUGAUAGAAUAAAUGACAGAAUAAAUGGUAGAAUAAAUGAUGGAAUAAAUGGUAGAAUAAAUUGUGGAAUAAAUGGUGGGAUAAAUGGUAGAAUAAAUUAUAGAAUAAAUGAAAGAAUAAACGGUAGAAUAAAUGGUGGAAUAAAUGGUAGAAUAAAUGAUAGAAUAAAUGGUAGAAUAAAAGGUAGAAAAAAAGGCAGAAUAAAUUGUGGAAUAAAUGAAUGA
Lottia gigantea (owl limpet) is the source of this 789-nucleotide messenger RNA. RefSeq lists its product as hypothetical. NCBI's taxonomy places the organism in Eukaryota, Metazoa, Mollusca, Gastropoda, Lottiidae. The record is from RefSeq and is a predicted model, not a curated record. The transcript has 2 exons. The coding region runs from base 1 to 789 and encodes 262 amino acids.